This is a messenger RNA of Loa loa (African eye worm), 1698 nucleotides long. RefSeq names its product adenylosuccinate synthetase. The record is from RefSeq and is a predicted model, not a curated record. Gene Ontology annotation, molecular function: GTP binding; adenylosuccinate synthase activity. NCBI's taxonomy places the organism in Eukaryota, Metazoa, Nematoda, Chromadorea, Rhabditida, Onchocercidae. Gene Ontology annotation, cellular component: cytoplasm. The coding region runs from base 23 to 1330 and encodes 435 amino acids. The transcript is spliced from 10 exons. Gene Ontology annotation, biological process: 'de novo' AMP biosynthetic process; IMP metabolic process.
GUUUUAGGAAAAAUCAUCCAGAAUGUUAAAGGAGCAUGAGAAAGCUCCCGUGACAGUGUUACUGGGAGCUCAGUGGGGUGAUGAAGGUAAAGGAAAAAUUGUCGAUUAUCUGAUUGCGAAAGAUGAGGUGCAAGUUGUUGCACGCUGUCAAGGUGGCAACAAUGCGGGUCACACUGUUGUUGCUAAUGGACGAAAAUAUGACUUUCAUAUUAUACCGUCAGGAAUCAUCACUGAAAAGUGUUUCAACAUAAUUGGUAAUGGCACGGUAGUAAAUUUAGAGUCGUUUUUUGAAGAACUAAACCAUAAUAAAAUUACUAGCAUACCCGGAUGGGAAAAGCGAAUACUGAUUAGUGAUCGAGCACAUCUUGUAUGUGGUAUCCAUAUGCUCGUUGAUGGUCAUUCAGAAGAUCGACUGAAUAUUAAUAAAAUUGGGACGACGAAGAGGGGUAUUGGACCUACAUAUUCUAGCAAAUGUUUCAGAAAUGGCCUCCGAGUUGGCGAUUUAGUUUACGAUUUUGAUGGAUUUACAUUAAAAUUUCGAGAGCUUGUUAAACAUUAUCAAAGGCAGUAUCCUGAUUUGGAGGUUGACAUCGAUCUGGAAUUGACAAAAUUCAAGAAACACGCGAAUAAAUUGAAUGAUCUGGCACUGGUUGGUGAUACAGUAGUGACACUGGAUGAAUUACGGAGCAGCGGCAAAGCUGUACUUGUUGAAGGUGCAAAUGGUACAAUGUUGGAUAUCGAUUUCGGGACUUAUCCAUUCGUAACAUCAUCUAAUGCAACAAUUGGAGGUGCCAUUACCGGUUUGGGGCUUCCGCCAAUGUCGAUCAAGAGAGUAGUAGGCGUUACAAAAGCAUACUCCACUAGAGUUGGCUCUGGACCGUUUCCUACAGAACUGAAAAAUGACAUCGGCGACAAACUACAACGAAUAGGACACGAAGUUGGUGUUACGACAGGUCGUAAAAGACGGUGCGGUUGGAUCGAUUUAGUUCUUUUGAAGCGAGCACAUCUCAUUAAUGGAUUCACAGACAUUGCUUUGACAAAGCUGGAUGUUCUGGAUACAUUUGAUGAAAUCAAGGCAGGCAUCGCUUACAAGCUAGAUAAACAGCUGUUGAAAUCUCCUCCACCGCAAGCUUCCGACUGGGAGAAAGUGGAGGUCGAAUAUCGUACAUUCAAAGGAUGGAACACACCAAUAUUGGAUAUGCGGAGUUUUAAUGAACUACCAGAAAACUGUCGAGUUUACAUUGAAUUUAUUGAGCAGUAUGUUGGAGUACCGGUAAGAUGGAUUGGUGUUGGUGAAGAUCGAGAAGCAUUGAUUCUUCAUGAAUCCUGAAGAGUGGCGCAUCAGCAGUUCAUUGUCAGGGUCAUGUCUCCGUCAUUCUUGAAACAAAUCUCGACCUCAAUAAUCUAUAUUUAUAGCUGUCGAGAUUCUGAAUUAUCAAUGGUUGAUUCCCCAUUUGCAUGCACUUGAUGCGGUUAUAUCUUAGAAUAUUUGCUAACAGUGAAUUAUUUGAAAUCGAUGUCAUCGUAAGGCUGCAUAGCUAUCACAUGUCGUACCGUUAUUUAAAACCCAUUGUUAUAUUGUUCUUGUCAUCUUCUGAAGUUUCAGAUGUUGCAUAUGCAUUAUUCCCCAUGUUGUCUCCUGUUAUUCUCAAAUGUAGCAUGACUGAAUACAAACUUUUAUUUCGAUCUUUUUCUUCU